GAUCAAACAUGGGGUCAACUUUCCAGGCGUGCCCGACAUCAUAUGAUUAUGAUGCACCGCUGUCUGAGGCAGGAGAUCCAACUGAGAAGUAUUGGGUUAUUAGGAAUAUUACUCAAAAGGUGACAGUGCAAGGCUUUCUUGUCUUUAUUAUUACUUUAGUUUAUCAGGGUCUUAAAAAAUUAUUCUUAUAAGAAAAAGCAAUUAAUCAAAUGGUCAACUAAUUAGACUGAAUUAAGUAGCAGUACAGUAACUUCAAAGUGUCUCACCUGUAUAAACUGUGCACUAAUUAAUGAAACUUGGGAGCAAGUUUUUUCACAUUCUUUAUUACAUCUUACCUGGA
This is a messenger RNA of Cherax quadricarinatus, 340 nucleotides long. Lineage: Eukaryota; Metazoa; Arthropoda; Malacostraca; Decapoda; Parastacidae. The record is from RefSeq and is a predicted model, not a curated record.